This is a messenger RNA of Zophobas morio, 2209 nucleotides long. RefSeq names its product elongation factor G, mitochondrial-like. Gene Ontology annotation, molecular function: translation elongation factor activity; GTPase activity; GTP binding. Lineage: Eukaryota; Metazoa; Arthropoda; Insecta; Coleoptera; Tenebrionidae. Gene Ontology annotation, biological process: mitochondrial translational elongation. The coding region runs from base 26 to 2209 and encodes 727 amino acids. The transcript is spliced from 22 exons. The record is from RefSeq and is a predicted model, not a curated record. Gene Ontology annotation, cellular component: mitochondrion.
CUCAUACGAGGUUAAAUAUAAAGAAAUGUUUAAUAUAUUUUUAAGCCUAUUAAAAAAGAAAAAAUGUUGUGAGGUUAUAAGAUUUAUUAAUAAGAGUUUUUUUUAUUCUACCAACGUGGUUGAUAUUAAGUCUAUCCGUAAUAUUGGUAUAUCAGCUCAUAUUGAUUCGGGGAAAACUACUUUGACAGAGCGCAUUCUUUACUACACUGGUAGGAUCAACGAAAUUCAUGAGGUAAAAGGAAAGGAUGGUGUUGGAGCUAAGAUGGACAGCAUGGAUUUGGAACGUGAAAAGGGGAUUACUAUCCAGUCUGCAGCAACGUAUACUCGUUGGAAGGAUGCCUCUAUUAACAUAAUAGACACUCCUGGGCAUGUUGAUUUCACUGUCGAGGUGGAGCGCGCCUUACGUGUACUGGACGGCGCUGUUCUUGUUCUUUGCAGUGUAGGCGGAGUUCAGAGCCAAACUCUGACUGUAGACAGGCAAAUGAAGCGCUAUAAUGUUCCUGCAAUCACCUUUAUUAAUAAAUGUGAUCGUGCUGGCGCCGACUAUAAUCGAACAAUUGAGCAAAUGAGAAUAAAAUUAAAACGCACACCGGUUCUUUUACAGUUACCUCUUGGCUUGGAGGAUGAUCUGAAGGGAACAAUAGACCUGUUAACUAGGAAAGCCUAUUAUUCAGAAGGGUCGAAAGGAGAGAUCUUGCGAGAAGCCGAGAUCCCGGCGGACUAUUUAAGCUUAGCGGAAGAAAAACGCUUGGAGCUUAUUGCCAUUUUGGCCGAACAUGAUGACGACGUUGGGGAGUACUUCGUGAACGAAGAGGAUCCGCCACUCCCCGUUUUGAAGAACGCCAUUAAAGUUUUGGUCCGGGCUCACAAGAUCACGCCCGUCUUUGUCGGAUCUGCUUUGAAGAAUAACGGCGUGCAGUUGCUGUUGGAUGGUGUGGUAGACUACCUCCCUUGUCCUACUGAAGUUAAUAAUUACGCGUUGGAUGCCAAUCAAAACGAAGAGCGCGUUCCUUUGAGUGCAGACGAUCCGCAUUUGCCUUUUGUAGGACUAGCAUUUAAACUAGAAGAAGGAAGGUUUGGCCAGCUCACCUACAUACGAAUUUACCAAGGAAUGCUUAGAAAGGGUUCUGCAAUCCGUAACGUGACUCGAGACAGAAAAAAAAAAAUUAAAGUUCCCCGGCUGGUGAGAAUGCACGCCAACGAGAUGGAAGACGUACUAGAGGUCGGCCCCGGAGAGAUUUGCGCUAUAUUUGGCCUCGAGUGCUACUCUGGCGAUACCUUCACAAGCGGGGAGGCAAACCUCACUAUGACCUCGAUGUUUGUCCCCGAGCCCGUCCUCUCGUUGGCAGUGAAACCCGUUAAGUACACUGAGAUGGACAAGCUCGGAAAGGCUUUGGCAAGAUUCAAGAAAGAGGACCCCACCUUUCGUGUGCAUGUGGACUCGGAGAGUUCUGAGACGAUUAUCAGCGGGAUGGGCGAAUUGCACCUCGAAAUCUACAUUGAGCGCAUUCGGCGGGAAUAUGACUGCGAGGUCAUCACUGACAAGCCAAAAGUCGCCUUCCGAGAGACUAUCAGCACACCCGCCCAGUUCGACUACCUGCACAGAAAGCAAACUGGAGGGAGCGGGCAGUACGGGCGAGUCAUGGGCGAUUAUCUCCCCAUCGACUGGAGUCUGCCUAACCAGUUCACCAAUGCAACGGUUGGCAUGAACAUCGGCCCCGACUUCAUUCCCGCCAUAGAAAAGGGGUUUUACGAAGCUUGUGAGAAGGGCGCUCUCACUGGUCAUCCAAUUAUCGGCACGCACUUUAUUCUCCGCGAUGGGGCAACUCACGUGGUCGACUCCAAUGAGUUGGCGUUUCGGUUGGCCACCAAGGGGGCUGUGCGGCAAGCGUUUUUGAAGGGUAAUCCUAUUGUCUUGGAGCCUCUAAUGAAGGUGGAGGUUCAAGUUCCAGAAGAGUUUCAAGGGAACUGCAUAGCCAAUCUUAGUAAGCGAAAAGGGCUGAUAGUAGACACGGAGAAUAGCCAAUCUUUCUGCACCAUAAUAGCGGAGGUCCCCCUUAACAAUAUGUUUGGGUUUGCAAGUGAGCUGAGAUCAGCAACGCAGGGAAAAGGCGAGUUUUCCAUGGAGUAUUCGCGUUUGGACAGAGCAAGCGGAGAAACACAGAAGCAGCUCGUGGAAGAGUAUCAGAAAAACGCUCAUAAACAAUAG